This is a messenger RNA of Melanotaenia boesemani (Boeseman's rainbowfish), 7095 nucleotides long. It is a transcript of the gene pdzd2, whose product is annotated as PDZ domain containing 2. The record is from RefSeq and is a predicted model, not a curated record. Lineage: Eukaryota; Metazoa; Chordata; Actinopteri; Atheriniformes; Melanotaeniidae. The coding region runs from base 493 to 6387 and encodes 1964 amino acids. The transcript is spliced from 25 exons. Gene Ontology annotation, molecular function: protein binding.
GCGCGCUGUGGAGACCAGCGAAGUCUAAUAAAGCUGCGCUCCGUUCAACACUUCAUCCAAAUCUGCAGGAGAACUCAAACCCUGCCGUUUUUGCCGCCUUUUCUGUUCUCAGUUUGGUUUUCCUUCUGAAGCAGGCCUCCACAAAGCCCGUUUUUCCAAGCCGAGCCUGAACGCAGCUUCGGGCGACGUUAUUCCUGCAGACGGUGAAGAGUUGAUGGUUUUCUGCUGGAUGAUUUGGGGGAGCAGACUUGGACAAAUGGAUCGUGUCCUCAAAGUGGAAACCUGAACUGGAACUGUCUGGUAAAGCCAGAGGUGACCCUCUGAAGCUGCACAUAUUUUUCACCUUCAUCUGGAAACCAGUUUCACAGCCUCCGCCUCUGCUGGGAAUGGCUUCUAGGACGCGGGCCCAUUCUGGUUCUGGUCCGAUGUGGAUUAUUGGAAGCAUCAGAGAGGCUGUUGGUGAGUGACCUCCAUCUGGAACAAAAUGCCAGGAUGCCCAUCACCCAGGACAACGCCCUCAGCAUCCUGCCCCUGCUGGAGGACUGGCACCAGGUCCAGACCAGGAGAUCUCAGCAGGACCACCAUCUGCAUCCAGACAGCGGGGACUACAAGGACGAGGACUACCAGAAUGGAGAAGGAGACAGUGUCUGCAGCAGCAGCAGCGUUAACAGUGUCCAUCAGGAGGACGUGUCUCUGUGUCUGGCUGCCAUUCAGAAGCUGGUGGAGUACAUAAAGUUAAACUUCCUGGAGGUUGACACGGCCCGGCCCGGAAGUCCAUCCUCCUGUGGCGAAUGCUCCGACGUUGAGGUUCACGCCGUUUCCCUCCGAAAAGAUGAGAGCGACGAUGCCAACUGCGGCCUCAGCUUCGGGAACAUCCCUAUUUUUGGAGAUCCAGAGGUCAGAAGAAAGGGAGGCCUGAGGAAGAGGAGGGACCAGGGCCCCAUCAUUGAUGUGGGCUGCAUCUGGGUGACCGAAGUGAGGAAGAGGAGUCCAGCAGCCUGCUGUGGGAGCAUCAAACUAAGAGAUGAGCUGCUGUCGCUGAACGGGCAGCUGAUGGUUGGAGUCGACGUCGAAGGAGCCAGUUACCUGGCAAACCAGUGCUGGGAUGGAGGUUGCAUCUACCUGAUUCUUCUGCGUCGCGUCAAGCGGAAAGCUCCUUUUCCUCCCAGUGACAGCAUCAGCAGUGACCUCUGUGAGAACCAGCAGCAGGAAACUGAACCUGAGGCAGCCAUGAGAUCUGCAAACUGCAAUCGCACAAGAAAGUUUGGCGUCAUAUCACGUUCGUCGUUUAACCAGGAUAAUGUCCAGAGAUGUUACAACAGCUGUAGCUCUUCCCCUCCUGUGGAUGCAGAAGCUGGUCAGGACACAGAGAAGAGCCCAGAGUCCUCUCCUCGAAUGAGAGCUGUGAAUAUGCCCGGUGGAGGUGCUGCUACACUGCCUACCAGAUCUUCCAGUCAGCUUCAGUUAGAGAGCCAAACCAAUUCUUUCAUCAGUGAACCAUCAAGUCAGCCCAGGGAGGGCGGCCACAUCUGGAAGAUGCACAUGGUGAAGAGUCAGGAGGGUCUGGGCAUUCACAUCACAGGUGGGCGUGGCUCCAAGCGCUCGCCUCAUGGCAUCAUCAUCGCUCAUAUAGAAAAGGGCGGAGCCAUCCACAGGGACGGACGUCUCCGUGCUGGUGAUGAGUUGCUGAUGAUUAACGGCCAGUCUCUGGUCGGUCUCACACAUCAGGAAGCCGUCGCUAUCCUGCGCUCCACCACCGGUCUGGUCCAGUUGGUGGUUUCAACCCGGGAGGAGUCGGAGGUGGAUUUUGAACACUUCCCAUCCAGCAGUUUGCCAGACCUGGUCAGCACCUGCAGGUCCCAGAUCUGUCCCCAAAGCUCCUCAGAUACCCCCAACAGCAGCAGUGCUGGUCUUCAGAAGUCCUUCCCGUUGACCGGCCUGGAGAAACUGGAGGAGUUGAAUCAGGAGGAGGAAGCCAGACGGUUCUGCUGCAGCCCGACACCCACCAAGCUCUGCAACCACUCACAAGGAGGGUCCUGCCGUCUGGAGUCAGUGGGCGAGGAUGACGAGCUGUGCGUGGAGGCUGCCAUCAGUGGCAGCGAGGUGAUGGAGAAGCCUCCACCCGGUCGACGGAAGCACUCCUUACCUCAGCAGCUGGACAGUGCUGGAGUCCGACAGGAAUAUCAGGUCAUUAAGAAGUCGGCCCGCUCCCUGAGCACCGUUCAAGUAGAGUCGCCAUGGCGACUGGCCCAGCCGUCCAUUAUCUCCAGCAUCGUGCUGAUGAAAGGCCAGGGGAAGGGUCUCGGGUUCAGCAUCGUCGGUGGACGGGACUCGGCUCGUGGACAGAUGGGCAUUUUCGUCAAAACCAUUUUCCCUCAUGGAGCUGCGGCAGCUGAUGGACGUCUAAAGGAAGGAGACGAGAUCCUGGAGGUCAAUGGAGAGUCUCUGCAAGGACUCACCCACCAGCAGGCCAUCCAGACCUUCAAGCAGCUGAAGAAAGGCGUGGUCACCCUCACCAUCCGGACCCGCCUGCGCAGUCCCAGCCUGACGCCGUGUCCGACCCCCACCCUGCCGAGCCGGUCCAGUUCCCCUAACUCUAACGCCAGUGGCGGGACUCCGGUCCCGUCAGGACCAGAGGAGGCAGAGUGCCACAGGGGCCCCGGUCCGGGUCCCAAAGACUGCAUCAUCAUGGAGGUCACACUUAACAAAGAACCCGGUGUCGGUCUUGGGAUCGGAGUUUGCUGUCUGACCCUGGAGAACUCGGCUCCCGGGAUCUACAUCCACAGCUUGGCUCUGGGUUCGGUGGCCAAGAUGGACGGCAGACUCAGUCGUGGAGAUCAGAUUCUGGAGGUGGACUCGGCCAGCCUUCGUCAUGCUGCUCUCAACGAAGCCUACACCAUCCUCAGCGAGUGUGGACCAGGACCGGUCAACCUCAUCAUCAGCAGGCACCCUAACCCAAAGGUAUCAGAACAUGAGAUGGACCACGUCAUCGCUCGAUCCACAAACAAAGACAAGAUGGCCAGAAACCGACUCUCAUCUCAUUACCAAGGUCUGUCUUGUAGAAGCCCCCAGCUAGCGGUGAAGGAACAUCAGGGAGACUCGUCCCUGGGACUCAGCUGGACCAUGAAGAGGUUCCUGGAACCUUCCAGCAGACAGCACUCUCUGAGCUCAGAGACGGAGUUGUCCCAGUACUUCCCUCGGGAUGUCUCCAGCCCAUCAUUCCCGUCUGAAUCCAACCUGAAGAUGUCCGACAGCGAGGAGAUGCUCACCCAUCAGUGCUGCAGCGCCUUGCUGGAUGACGGCUCCUCACAGCCUAAUGGACCAGAACCUGGUCUUUUGAGCAGUCCGUCACAGGACCAACAUGGAGAACCACCUCACCCAAUGGUCCCUGCUGGGAACCCCACCUCUGGGCGGAGUCCACUUCUCCGCCAGCGACCAGUCAUGUGCUUUCAAGACCAGAUGAGUGAUGACGAAGGUUCAUCUAACGUGAAACCGCUGUCCAGAACCGACCCUGUUCCAAGGUCGCUCCAGUUCCUGUCCAGAACUGAUCCAGAUCUGAGUUUUUUCCCUACCGAAGGAGACCCCGGAACUGCUGCUGGAGUCUGUGAGGAAGGAGAUGUCCGGGACCAUCAUACCGUGACUCUGAGAAGAAGUCUGGAAGAGUCCUUCGGGCUGGAUCUGGAGAUUCUGUCGUCCCCUCUGAGGGUUCUGGUUGCUGGGUUAAAGCCCGGCGGAGCAGCAGAGUGGGACUCGACAGGUGGACUCUGUCCCGGAGACCAGAUCGUCCGGAUCGGCGAGAAACUCGUGUCCGAAUCCAGCUACCAGGAAAUCUGUGAGCUCAUGGACAAUCUUCCCAUGACUCUGUCCCUGGAAGUCAGAAGGUCACCCCCAGCUGUAGAUGGAGUGCCCAUGUUGAUGACAUCGUCGAGGAGCAUUGAUGGUGCCAUCAGACUCCAGAAUCCAGCCAAUCACGGAAUACCUGAUGACAUAAUCAGUGGAAACUCCAGAAGGAAACAGACAGAACAAUUGGACUUCCAGAACCCAGUUACACAUAUCAAUGAUUUUUUAUCAGAACUUUAUCAGAACACACAUGAGCAAACAUCCCCUGAUGCUUCCUCAUUCUCACAUCACCAUCCCACAGAUCUAUCUGAGGAAGAUGGAUCCACCUGCCAAGGCCUGUCCAGUCUUCCAGACCACUCCAUCUCAGGUGUGAUUCCUGAGACAGAUCUGGAAACUCGGGAAUUCGGUUUGAAAGAUGUGUGUUCCAAACAAGCUGAGAGUGAUGGAGCUCUGGUGGAAGAGGUGGAGUUUGGUUCCUCUAAUCCUCAGAAACCAGCUGCUGCUGGAUCUCCUGGUUCUUCACAGUAUCCGCUUGUAGGGAAUCACCCAGAUCAGAAUUCCUCCUCUGUUGACUCUCUAACUAACGGAAAGAAAGAUGAUAUACCAAUGCUUCCUUCUGCAGUCCAUUGGUCCAUUAACCGGACCGAACCUGGACCAUCUGGCCACCGAAGCCUGAGCAUUUACAGGAACUGGUCCCAGCCGGAUCCUAACAUCAUUGCUCCAGGUCUGACAACAGAUUUGCUCACAGAUGCCUCCCAGAACUUCAAUACAUCAAAGCAAACACCUUCAGUAGAUUUUAGUAUCCGACCAGAACCAGGACUUUCAGCUUCAGUGACACAUGGGCUGGCCCAACUUCAGAGGACUUCUCGUCUCAAACUUCCUCCUGAUCCUGACCGUUCUGCAGGGACCUGGAAGUCUAAACGUCCGGCUGAAAGCAGUCCCCCAAAGUUGAAAGGACCAAGCAUUAAAAACAAACCCGAUCAGAACUUCUUGGAUCAGAACCAACUUCCUACGCACACAAAGACUUCCACAAAACAGACAACAACAUUUUUGCCAGUGGCCACGGUGACCAGCUUCCUGAACGCCGGGAAGCAGACUGAUGUGGAUGGCUACCAUGGAUCGUACAAACGGCAGACAUCGGCUGGACUUCCAGGAAUCGCUGUGGAAUGGAACGGAAAUGUUCCCAACUCCUCUGAAAAAUCCCAUCCGCAGCCCCCCAUCACUCAGAGGACGUUCAUGGAGCUCCGGCUGUCUGCGCCGGCAGCAUUUUUAUCACCUGUGAUGAGACACAACGGAACGGCCGCUUUGGAAGACGGAAAAAUGGUGGCAAGAUUGGCGUCUCGGUUCUCUCUCUCCAAUUCUGAGAAAACAAACAGAAAAACUGCCAACUAUCCAACCACAGACAAACCCAGGCCCUUCACAGAGUCCGCUCAGGUCCUGAAGUCCAGUCAGGUUCUGACCUCCAAACCAUCCAGACUGUACAUCCAGAUGACAGGGAGGCGGAGCCUGUCCAGUGACAUUACCUUCUCUUCAGACUACCGUCCCUUCUCUGUCCAACAUAAAAUCAAGUCCUUUGAAAGUCUGGUGAACUUUGAGCGACCUGCGGUGAGAAGCAGUGACAUUCAGUCCUUCACUCGGACAUACAGGGCAUCUAUGAACCAGAGGAUUGCCGGGUACAUGGGCCUGGUCAACGCUUCCGAAUGCCGAGGCCUUCAGAGGAACCCUGUUAGUGAUGAAGACUGCGUGAUGACCCCCUCACCACCGAGUCUUCCUCUGCUGCGAAGGAAAAACAGCAGACUUCCUCCUAGCAGGAUGAGAAAGCUGCAGGCUCUUAGCAUGCCUGAAUUAGAGAACCUGUGCACACAGGACUUUACCAGAGGACAUGAGACCGCUGCGCAUGAAACCGAUCCGGACAUAAACCCAACAAUUCCCAUGAACGCUAGAGACAAUGAUGCAUCUGCAGCACCAACUAAAGUAGAUGUGAUCCGAGUCAUGUGCAAGAAUGCUAGAGCUGCCGAGAAGACUCCAGAGAGCAGACAGCCUGGGUGGUCCAUCAGGUGGGACUCCGAAACCAUCUGGUUGGAUGACUUGUCCUCGUCUGCUGGAAGUCGACGUCAGCUUCAAACUUUGCUGUCCUCUCAAACCACCAAGUCCUACGUCUGGAGCCUGCUGGAUGAUCUCAAGACCUCCUCAGAGGUGAACAGGAACAUCCGGCUCGUGGUCCUGAAUAAAGAAGCAGGUUCGGGGCUGGGUUUCAGUAUCGCUGGUGGACGGGACCUGGAGCAGAAGGACAUAACUGUUCAUCAGGUCUUCACCGAAAGUGUAGCCAGACUGGAAGGAUCCAUCCAACAAGGGGACGGCGUUUUAUCCAUAAACGGGACCAGCCUGGAGGGUAAAACCCACAGCGAGGUGGAGGCCUGCCUCCGUCAGGCCCGACUGGACAAACAAGCCUUAAUCCUGAUUUGGAGAAACGAGGAUUUGAAUCGAAGGGACCGACGCUCGACGGCCACCGCGAAGAGUUCAGCAGCUGCUGCAGACCAGAAGUAAAGUCGGAGGAUGGAGAAAUGGCAGCAUCUCUGACACCUGGAAGUCUAAAGAGGUCUCUUCCUCAAACAGGAAGUUGUCGUAACUGAACUUCCUGUUUCAUAGACUUGGACUCUGGGGUCCGGUCGUGGUGGGAAUGUGUGGAACGCCGUGAACUGGACCUGCUCGACAGCUCCAAUGCCAACAUGAUACCACAUCACACAGCUGUUUGUCUGCUGGAAUCUGCUGUAGAACAACAUAAAAUCUUUCAUGAACUGGUUUUAACUGGUUUCAUCUGGAUUCACCAGCAAACAGUGAGUCUGGAUUUUACUUAUCGGUAGAAUAAAACUUUGGAUGUUUUUAGGAAGACUUCUGUUCCUCCUGAUGAGCUGCAGCUGGAGACGAGGUCCCAUCUAUCAGCUUUGUCGGGGGACAUGUCCACCACGAUGCCUGGACCCUGGAAAAAUGUCCUCCAUAUCGGGACAUGAUCAGGAAACCUGAAGGAUGAUUUCAGGAUGUGGACGGAGAUGAGGAAACCGGAUCCUAACAGGAUGAAACAGGAAGUAGAGGGACCCUUUGUGUCCAGUAACAGCUUUAUUUACGCUGCAGCUAAAGAACUAAAUAUGUUUGUUGUUGUUUUCCAUUUGGAAAUAAAGUUUAUGAAAACCUGGUUGUUGGACAUGUUGCUGAUAUUUCAGGUCAGCUGGCAGGAGAAACUGGAUCAUCAAAAUA